AUGCUCCCCUUACUCAUCGCUUCAUCCUUGUUCUCCUCGGCCACCGCCCAGGUCAUCGCCACUGGGCCAAACGGACCAACCAACCCUGACCAACCCUUCUUCGCCCCAGUUGGCUCCACAGUCAACAAGAACUCGGAUGCCCGUCUCAUUACGGUCAACGCCGUCGACGACUUUUGCCUCUUCGCUCCCAUGAGCCCAAACUCAAACAUUGGUGACACGGAGCACAACGUCGUCGCUUGGUGCACCAAGCCCCGUAACAACGCUCGUCUGAUCCCGGAUGGCACCAUCAGGUCGGUCCAGUUCCUCCGCACCCCCGCCUAUGUCCAGGUCUCGGGGUGGUGGGACGGCACAAAGGUCAACAUUCGCAACGGCGACCAGGGCGGUGAGCUCGACCCCCACGGCGCGACUGCCGAGGGCAACCCCGUUGGCGGCAAUGUUACCACCAACGUCGCCACUGGGAAGAACGUGUUCUACGAGGAGUGGAUGUCGUUCGUAUCGUACGACCAGUUCUGUGUGCGCAUCUGCACAGCCGAGGUCAACGGUGUGUCGGCAGGCCAGCAGUGCAACCACAUCUACGACCUGCAAGGCUGCCAGUUCGUCAUGGCCAUUGCCGACUACUGGAACAUGCAGGGCUUCGAAUCGUGUGACAGUGACAUUGCUGCCCCUCCUGGUGUUUAUGGUACUUCCACCUGGUACCAGGGAAUGGUGCCCACUCCUGCCGCUCCCGCCUUCCUCCCCGCUCGCUCCAACUGCGUCCGUUACAACACCAUCUCGAACGGCAUCAACCCCAACGACCCCAAGGUCACUGCUCCCCCCACACUCGUUGGCGGCGGUCCACAGCCCACACCGACGACCACACCCACGAGCAAGCCCACGUCGUCGUCCACGACCUCGAACCCUCCCACGGCCACUGGCGGUACCCAGCUCCACCCUAAGGGUAACAGUGGCUGGUGCCUCGAGGUCCGUGGUGGCGUCAAUGCCAACGGCACCCCGGUCCAGGUCGCGCAGUGCAACGGUUCGGCCGGUCAGAAGUUUGAGUUUGUUCGCAAUGCUGCAGGCCAGGUCAAGGUGCCUGGCACCAACUUUUGCCUCGACGCCGGAACUAACCCUGGCAACGGCGCCAAGCUCAAGAUCUGGACUUGCUACAGCGGCCUUUACCAGCAGACCUGGUGGUACACUGGCGACAAUCACCUCGCGAUUGCCAAUGGCCCUGGUCUCUGCAUGGACGUCACGGGCGGCAGCCUCUCGAGCGGCAACCAGGUGCAGGUCUGGUCGUGCAGUGGCACCAACCAGAACCAGGUCUGGACCUCGAACGUCGCCGGCGGCAUGCGCCGCCGCGGUGCCAACUUUGCCUGA
Messenger RNA from Cutaneotrichosporon cavernicola, 1356 nucleotides. RefSeq lists its product as uncharacterized. The record is from RefSeq and is a predicted model, not a curated record. NCBI's taxonomy places the organism in Eukaryota, Fungi, Basidiomycota, Tremellomycetes, Trichosporonales, Trichosporonaceae. The coding region runs from base 1 to 1356 and encodes 451 amino acids. The transcript is spliced from 2 exons.